GUCAGCGGCGCCGUCAUUCCUCCGCCGGACUACGUCUGCGAAGAUGUCGCCAUCACGGCCCCACUAACUCCACCCCCAUUACCCUUCCAGCCAGGCCACCCUGCCUACCCACCUUACCCAAUCAACUACCACUCCCACGCUUCCCCUUCACUUACCCUUCCACAUUUGUACCCUCCCGCAACCAUUCCCGACAACACCGUCAGUGUGGACCACCUUCUGGCGGUGCAACUUGACAUCUUUGCGCCCGAGCCGCUCCCUCCU
Messenger RNA from Symbiodinium sp. CCMP2456, 261 nucleotides. NCBI's taxonomy places the organism in Eukaryota, Dinophyceae, Suessiales, Symbiodiniaceae. The record is from the annotation of a GenBank genome assembly.